ACUCCCGCGGCAUGAGUUUCACCGCCAUUUUGCAUCAGCCCUGUUGAAAAGAGUGGGAGCGCAGAAACGGCGGAGAUCUGGCCACUUUAUUUCUAUCUCAACACGUUUCCCUCUGGAUUUAAUCCAACCUAAUCCGAGAUAUAAACUGACAGAUUACAGAGACAUGGCCACAGAGCAUAUAAAUGGGAAUGGUACAGAUGAACCAAUGGAGUCUUCACCUGCUCCUACCCAUUCAGAGCAUUUCCAGACAUUACUAGACGCUGGCCUACCUAGAAAGGUUGCUGUCAAACUAGAUGAAAUUUAUUUAGCAGGUCUCGUCUCUCACAGUGAUCUGGACGAUCGGGCGAUUGAAGCUCUGAAAGAGUUUAAUGAAGAGGGCGCUCUGCAGGUUCUUCUGCAGUUUAAAGACAGCGAUCUGUCGCAUGUUCAAAAUAAAAGUGCCUUUCUGUGUGGCGUUAUGAAGACGUACAGGCAGAGAGAGAAGCAAGGCACUAAAGUGUCUGAUUCUAAUAAAGGACCAGAUGAAACCAAAAUCAAAGCAUUGCUUGAGAGAACGGGCUAUACGCUCGAUGUGACGACAGGUCAGAGGAAAUACGGCGGUCCUCCUCCAGGAUCCACUAAUGCUGGAGUUCAGCCUGCUGUCGGCACUGAGAUAUUUGUGGGCAAGAUCCCGAGAGAUCUCUUUGAAGAUGAGCUGGUUCCUCUCUUUGAGAAAGCCGGACCGAUCUGGGAUCUGCGUCUCAUGAUGGAUCCCCUCAGCGGAUUGAACCGAGGAUACGCAUUCGUCACCUUCUGCACUAAAGAGGCGGCUCAGGAGGCUGUCAAACUCUGUAACAACACUGAAAUUCGACCCGGUAAACACAUUGGUGUUUGCAUCUCUGUUGCCAAUAAUCGUCUGUUUGUGGGCUCCAUCCCCAAGAGCAAAACUAAAGAGCAGAUCGUGGAGGAGUUUGCCAAAGUUACCGAGGGUUUGAAUGAUGUCAUCCUGUACCAUCAGCCAGAUGACAAGAAGAAGAAUCGAGGCUUCUGUUUCUUAGAGUACGAGGAUCACAAAACUGCCGCCCAGGCGCGCCGUCGCUUGAUGAGCGGUAAAGUGAAGGUCUGGGGCAAUGUGGUGACUGUGGAGUGGGCCGACCCCAUCGAAGAUCCUGACCCUGAGGUCAUGGCAAAGGUCAAAGUCCUCUUUGUGAGAAACCUGGCGAGCACAGUAACAGAAGAACAUCUGGAGCAAACCUUCUGUCCAUUUGGCAAACUGGAGCGGGUUAAGAAGCUCAAAGAUUACGCCUUCAUUCAUUUUGAGGAGCGAGACGGUGCUGUUAAGGCGCUAGCUGAAAUGCAUGGCAAGGAUCUGGAAGGAGAACAAAUUGAAAUCGUCUUUGCAAAGCCGCCUGAUCAGAAGAGAAAAGAACGAAAGGCUCAGAGACAAGCUGCUAAAACUCAAAUGUAUGAUGAGUAUUAUUAUUACGCCCCGCCACAAAUGCAUCCAUCAUCAAGACCCAGAGGACGAAGCGUGAGAGGAGCGUAUUCGUACCCCCACGACUAUUACGGCUACGAGGAUUAUUACGACUACUACGGCUACGACUAUCACAACUACAGAGGAGGCUAUGACGAUCCGUACUACGGCUACGAAGACUUUCAAGCUCACGUCAGAGGAAGAGGCAACAGAGGAGUCCGCGGGCCCACACUGCCCAGAGGCCGCGGCUCCGGUGUCGUCAGGGGGAGGGCCGGCUACUCUCAGCGCGGAGGGCUGGGAACCGGCCGGGGUGGGCGCGGCUCCAGAGGCGGAGUCCAGCAGCGAAAUCGAGUGGUACGUGAUUGGUGCAUGGAGCAAUCUUUAACUGUUGGCAGGAGGUUUUAAAACUAUAGGGCACCGUGCGGCCGAAACGGACCAAAGGGUAAGGGGGUCGAGGCUGGUCCUGACCAGGUAGUAUGAAGACUGACUUAUUGUAUGGGGUUACACCGGAUGCUACAGUGUUCAUAAGGGUUAAAGUAGACUCAAUGGUCCAAUGAUAUUCCAGCCUUUAUCGAAGCAUAUCUCCUAUACUGCCACUCCUGACAACCCGGAAAAGUUCAGUCGUCAUCAUAUACCGGACUUUUCCCGUAAGGAGCCUCACUACCCCCCUGGUUAUAUAACUCCAUACUGAAAAAAAAAUUUGGAAUUGAAGUUUUGAAUCCCUUUAUGUCAAACGUGUGUUGCACUUUUAUUUUUGUCGUUUGUUUUUUUUCUCUCUCUGGGUUUGAUGUGGCUCAGAGGAGCGUGAUGCUGAUGUAUAUUUUUGUGCUAACUACAAUUUUCUUGUCGGAAUAUCCAUGUUAACCUAAAAUGUUUUGGUUUGGGUCGAGACCAUCUGCAGGUUUUUGGUGUAACCGCCUCACAUGGGUAAGUCAGGCAUUCCAGGAGCGUGGUUCUUUGAGAACUUGUCGUUUUAAGGGUCGGUUAACUACCUCAGUCGAGAGGAUUCAACCACCCUGCCUGUACUGUAAAUAGGGAAGCUUAAAAGCGUAGGAGCAGGGCUGGUUUCUUAUGAAAUAUGCACGAGGGCAGCGGCUCUGUGUGUAAUUUAAGUCAAUCUGCUGCUGCUCUGGCAUUGCGAUCAGUUAAACUGGGCAUGCGACCGAAUCUCAUGUGAUGAGUUAAAAUGAAAUGAGCCCUGCUCUUAUUGUGUUUUUAACUGAAUUAGCUGGCCCAGACGCUUCUUCAGAUGAUGUAGUUACUGGGUGUAUGAUUGUAUGAUAGUUUGGAAUAAAAUGUUACCUUUUUUUUUGUAUCGGCUUAACGUCACAAAUGCAAGCAACUGCAUUUGUUAAGCCUCGCAGUGUCCGUUUUUCUAUCAGCAACAGGUUUUUUUUUUUUUUUUUUUAGUUUUUUGUCAAAACCAGUUUAGCUUUCUGAGCAACAAGGAAUUAUGUGGGUUUUUUAAUCGAUCAUGAAUUUCAUGGACUGCCGUUGGCUGUAGUGCUCGCCGUCACCGCGGGUUAGCGGAUGGGAAAUGAACUCUGUAGUUUCUGUAGAUAAAGGGACACUGCAGUCUCGGUUUAUAUUCCAUAUAUAGCAAACAGGUGAAUGAACCAUUGACCCGGUUUUGUACACAGUUAACUCCCUCUCAAUGAAGCCGUAACAUUGCAACCUUUUCAAAAGAUGUGAGCAGUUUUAAUCUAUUGUUGGUGGCCAACAAUGUUUUUGCAUUCCAGCAAAUAAAUUGUUUUAUACUGUAAAAUGAGGUGAGUGUAACUUAUUUUUGUAAUAAAGGUUUUGAAUUCUA
Paramisgurnus dabryanus is the source of this 3263-nucleotide messenger RNA. NCBI's taxonomy places the organism in Eukaryota, Metazoa, Chordata, Actinopteri, Cypriniformes, Cobitidae. The record is from RefSeq and is a predicted model, not a curated record.